This is a messenger RNA of Haliotis rubra (blacklip abalone), 2716 nucleotides long. Its product is annotated as heat shock 70 kDa protein-like. Gene Ontology annotation, cellular component: cytoplasm. Gene Ontology annotation, biological process: cellular response to unfolded protein; protein refolding. Gene Ontology annotation, molecular function: ATP hydrolysis activity; heat shock protein binding; ATP binding. Lineage: Eukaryota; Metazoa; Mollusca; Gastropoda; Lepetellida; Haliotidae. The record is from RefSeq and is a predicted model, not a curated record.
CCCCUAACUACCGCACAUUCAGCACGUCGACAGCAGGGAGAACACCACAGAUUCGGCGAGAGCUAAAAAGGGACCUUUACUUACCUGUACGGACCAUUACUGUUCCUGAUACACAAAAUGCCUGGCGGUAAGGCUCCAGCUAUCGGAAUCGACCUGGGGACAACAUACUCCUGUGUGUGGGGUAUUCAGCAUGGUAAAGUGGACAUUAUUGCCAAUGAUCAGGGAAACAGAACGACUCCCAGCUACGUCGCAUUCACGGACAGUGAGCGGCUCUUAGGAGAUGCGGCCAAGAAUCAAGUGGCUCUCAAUCCUCAAAACUCCGUGUUCGACGCCAAGCGACUCAUCGGCCGAGACUUCAACGACGCCACCGUUCAGGCGGAUAUGAAGCACUGGCCAUUCAAAGUUGUUGAUCAUGGCGGUAAACCUCGUGUUAAGGUCGAAUACAAAAACGAGGAAAAGAAAUUCACACCUGAGGAACUGAGCUCAAUGGUUCUUACUAAGAUGAAAGAGACUGCCGAAGCAUACCUGGGCGCCAAGGUAACGGACGCCGUGAUCACAGUUCCAGCCUACUUCAACGAUGGGCAGCGACAGGCGACAAAAGAUGCCGGGAUUAUUGCCGGUCUGAACGUGCUGAGAAUUAUCAACGAACCAACAGCAGCUGCGCUAGCAUAUGGACUUGAUAAGAAUCUCAAAUGUGAGAAAAAUGUCCUUAUUUUCGAUCUCGGAGGAGGGACAUUUGAUGUGUCUGUUUUGACAAUUGUCGAGGGGUCCCUGUUUGAAGUGAAGUCGACAAGAGGCGACACACAUCUGGGAGGUGAAGAUUUCGAUAACAGGAUGGUGAAUUACUUUGUAGAGGAAUUCAAGAGAAAACAUAAGAAAGAUUUGAGUGUGAGUCCUCGAGCUAUGCGUCGACUGCGCACAGCAUGUGAGCGUGCAAAGAGAACUCUCUCAGGCAGUUCCGAAGCGGGGAUAGAGAUUGACUCGCUUUUCGAAGGAGUCGACUUCUACAGUAAGAUAACACGAGCAAGGUUUGAAGAAUUAUGUUCGGACCUAUUCCGAGGUACUUUGGAACCAGUGGAGAAAGCCCUUCGUGACGCCAAGAUGGACAAGUCGAGCAUCCACGAGGUUGUUCUUGUUGGAGGGUCCACCCGAAUUCCAAAGAUCCAGAAACUUCUGCAAGAUUUCAUGAACGGGAAGGAACUGAACAAAUCCAUCAACCCCGACGAAGCCGUUGCGUAUGGCGCUGCUGUCCAAGCUGCCGUCUUGACCGGUGACACAAGCGACGCUAUCAAAGACGUGCUUCUAGUCGACCUUGCUCCUCUGUCCCUCGGGAUAGAGACAGCGGGUGGCAUUAUGACCAAACUUGUAUCGAGGAACACCACCAUCCCGACCAAAACAACCCAGACUUUCAGCACCUACUCCGACAACCAACCCGCCGUCUCCAUACAAGUAUACGAGGGAGAGAGAACGAUGACCAAAGACAAUCACUUGAUGGGCAAGUUUGACCUGACAGGCAUCCCGCCCGCUCCAAGGGGUGUUCCACAAAUCGAGGUUACGUUUGACAUCGAUGCCAAUGGCAUCCUCAACGUCACAGCAGUGGAGAAGGGUACGGGGAAAUCCAACCAGAUCACCAUCACCAACGACAGUGGGCGUCUCAGUGCUGAUGAGAUAAAGAAAAUGGUUGACGACGCGGAGAAGUACAAAGAGGAAGAUGAAAAACAGAAGGAAAGGAUAAACAGUCGGAGCAACCUGGAGACGUACAUCUUCAGCGUUAAAGGUGCUGUGGAGGACGCUGGGGACAAACUAGGGAAGGGGGACAAGGAGACAGUGAAGCAGGCUUGCAGUGAGACACUCACUUGGCUGGACAAUAACAUGCUUGCUGAACGAGAGGAAUAUGAACAUCAAUACAAGGAACUUCAGAAGACGUGCAGUCCUAUCAUGGCCAAAUUACAUGGGGCGGGACAGAGUGGGAGUGGUCAGGAAUCUCAACCCCAGGGUGGGGCAUCGGAAGAUAUCGAUAUCGAUUAACUCGACUCUCAUCUGAAUGUGUUCUCGCGGAUGUAAAUGUUAUUGUUCAGUGUUGAACGGACGGACUGUAUUUUUCUAUCAGAAUAUGUAAGUAAUGAUAUUGAUCAUAAAGAGUACAUGGAUAUAAUGAUUUAGUUUAGGGUUAAAAGUUAAAUUUUGUUUUGUUUCUAUCAACCGACGUUCUUAACUAUGUCAUAAAUGCAACUUCGAAUUUAGUCAAUUUUGGUUGAUGAAGAUAUAUCACUUUAUUUGCUUGGACAAUUCUAUUGGGAAAGUGGUUUAAUCAAUCAUUUUCUUUAAAAUCGAGUUAAGUUAUUUACUUCGUCAAUUACUGAACAUAUAUCCACGAACAGAAUGUUCUAUAAAAAUGAGGGCGGUGGGGUAGCCUAGUGGUUAAAGCGUUGGCUCGUCACGCCGAAGACCCGGGUUCGAUUCCCCACAUGGGCACAAUGUGUUAAGCCCAUUUCUGGUGUCCCCCGCCGUGAUAUUGCUGGAAUGUUGCUAAAAGCGGCGUAAAACUAAACUCAGUCAGUCAGUCAGUGUAUAAAAAUGAACUCGCUACCUCGGACUCAGUUUAGCACUAUGAUGUCGACAUAUUUUUAUCAGGAACAAUGAGAUGUUUAUUGGUGUUAUUUGUGUGUUUUCGAUGUAUUGUUUGAUGUCACGUGUAUGUAAUAAAACUCUUGAA